CACUUGCACGCGUAUUCAUAAAACAUCACACCGGCGUGCUAUUUGUACGGCCUAGUACUUCGGAAGCUCUGGGACCUACCUACGGUGUAGGGCCGUUGGUUGUCCGAUCUGCUCCUCGCUGUGAGCCAAAAGGAUAUCUGCCAAUGUCUGAAGAACUUCGGGACGAGGUCGAGGCAAUCAACUCGAUCUAUGGCGAUGGCAGCUUAGUCUCUUCCGAUGACGCCAACGUAUACAUCCUAAAGCCUCCUGUAAAUUCAUCCUCUCUCCGAGUCGAAUUUCCUCCCGGCUACCCCGCAGUGCCUCCCGUUGUUCUCGGCACCAACAGUACUGGAGAGCAUGGGAAGCGCGGCGAUGCUGCUCAGGAACUCUCGUUGUUCUGCCAGGCCUUGGGCGCUGUCUAUCAGCCAGGGUCCGUCUGUCUGUUCGACGCGAUCGAGGAGUUGACUCGACUUCUCGAAUCCCGAGCCGUGGAGGCGCACCAGGACGAAGACCCCUACCUCGAAGGCAGCGCUGGUCCUGUGCCAGUCCGCGAGGAGCUGGCAAAUGCGAACGAGGUUGCCGGGGGUCCAGAACCUCCCUGGGUACUAUCCGACCCUUUCGUCGAGCUGAAAUCGAUAUUCGUGGCUCGUUGCGCCGCCGUCUCGUCGACCGAAGAAGCCGAGGAGUUUGUCCAGCAUCUUCUCGCCUCAGACAAGAAAGUUCGAACCGCUACGCACAAUAUAACGGCGUGGCGCAUAAAGGGGCCCAACAAUACCACUUUUCAGGAUUGCAACGACGAUGGCGAGACUGCCGCCGGCGGUCGGCUGCUGCAUCUUAUGCAGCUCAUGGACCUCUGGAACGUCAUGGUGGUCGUUACCCGUUGGUACGGCGGACAUAAACUAGGCCCUCGCCGGUUUGCUCUGAUUAACCAGACUGCGAGGGAUGCCUUUGUGAAGGCUGGCCUUGUCUCUGAGAAUCCAAGCAAGAAGAAGCCGUCGGGCAAGACGUGAUCUUGAGGGUCGUCACACAGUGCACACCCCGCGUACCCCGCACGGUGGUUCCUCUUUGUCGGGCCUCGGCUGCUCCUCCAAGACUCCCCGCGCAGAUGGCGUGGCAGAUGGCGUGUUGUCGCCGUCUCUUGGGAGCGAGCUUGGUAUGCUGCCUUAUUGUCCUUCCCGUUUCAAGGUAAAAAUCGCGCCAUAUCCCCCAGAACCAAGUCACCAAUCUUAUCCCUAUAUAAAGAUGGUUGAGCAACC
This is a messenger RNA of Durotheca rogersii, 1235 nucleotides long. Its product is annotated as UPF0029-domain-containing protein. Gene Ontology annotation, cellular component: cytoplasm. The record is from RefSeq and is a predicted model, not a curated record. The transcript has 2 exons. The coding region runs from base 144 to 989 and encodes 281 amino acids. Gene Ontology annotation, biological process: regulation of translational initiation. NCBI's taxonomy places the organism in Eukaryota, Fungi, Ascomycota, Sordariomycetes, Xylariales, Xylariaceae. Gene Ontology annotation, molecular function: protein binding.